Fusarium redolens is the source of this 942-nucleotide messenger RNA. RefSeq lists its product as uncharacterized. The record is from RefSeq and is a predicted model, not a curated record. Bases 1 to 942 code for a protein of 313 amino acids. The transcript has 3 exons. Gene Ontology annotation, molecular function: oxidoreductase activity. Gene Ontology annotation, cellular component: cytosol. Lineage: Eukaryota; Fungi; Ascomycota; Sordariomycetes; Hypocreales; Nectriaceae.
AUGCCUUCUGCAGCAGACACCAGGCCCCAGGACAACCCUUGGGAGAAUGUCGAUGCACCAACCAACGGCAGUAAUCUCAUAACGAAGACUCAUCGUGAGUCAUACGAAGAAAUAUCCCCCACCAGACCUGAGAUUUCUCAAGCCGGCCGUACUGUUCUCGUCGCCGGAGCCUCCACUGGAAUUGGCUUCAGCAUCGCCGAGUCCUUCGCCGCUGCAUCUGCCACUCGCCUCAUCAUCACUGGUCGUCGUCAGGAUGCCUUGGACAAGGCAGCCAAGAAGAUCAAGACGAAAUACCCCAAAGUUGAGGUCAGCCCUAUUGUCAAUGACUUUGCAGAUGAGACUGCCACUCGUGACUUUUGGAAGAAACUCGCAGAUGAUGGUAUCUUCGUCGAUGUUCUCGUUUUGAGUGCUGCGAAAAUGUGGCUGCCCAAUACUCUUCUUGGACUCGGAUAUGAGACCUUCAAGGAUGGCCUUGGCGUGAAUCUUGUUGCUCCGUAUCUAUGGACAAGUUUUUUCUAUAAGCAGCGAGAAGUUGACCCUUCCCGAAAGCUGGUUCUCCUCAAUCUCGCGACUAUCGCCAUCCAUGCAACUCAGCUCUCUGUUCCCAUUCCUCUUUACUCACUCACGAAGAGCGCUGGAACAAUGAUGAUGCAACACAUCGCAAUGACUGUACCCUCCAACGAGAUGCAGGUCAUCACCUUUGAGCCGGGACUUCACUACACCGAGUCUUUUGAGCGCUUCACCGACGAGAACAGUUUCCAGUGGGAUGAUAUCAAACUGCCUGGUGACUUUGCUGUUUGGGCAGCCUCUGAAGAAGCCGAGUUUCUCCAUGGCAGGUUUGUAUGGGCGAAGUGGGAUGUCAAUGAGCUGAAGGCUGGACCUUUGCGGAAGACGAUCGAGGGUAACCCUUCGCUUUUCAGAGUUGGCGUCAAUGGAUACUAA